Annulohypoxylon maeteangense is the source of this 752-nucleotide messenger RNA. RefSeq lists its product as uncharacterized. The record is from RefSeq and is a predicted model, not a curated record. The transcript has 6 exons. NCBI's taxonomy places the organism in Eukaryota, Fungi, Ascomycota, Sordariomycetes, Xylariales, Hypoxylaceae. Gene Ontology annotation, molecular function: actin filament binding. Bases 88 to 549 code for a protein of 153 amino acids. Gene Ontology annotation, cellular component: cytoplasm; actin cortical patch; actin cytoskeleton. Gene Ontology annotation, biological process: actin filament depolymerization; cell motility; actin filament severing.
UCUCUCGAACCCCGCUAACCCAACCCACAUCGUAGUUCGUCUUCCGAUUCUCAUUUGGUACCGACGUAGCUUGAGCAGACCGCCAUAAUGUCUCAAUCAGGAGCGACAGUCUCGCAGGACUGCAUCACUGCAUACAACGACCUUAAGCUUGCGAAGAAGUACAAGUACAUCGUCUUUAAGCUGUCAGACGACAACCGAGAGAUUGUCGUUGAGGAAGCUUCGGCAAACCAAGACUGGGAAGCUUUCCGCGAGAAGCUCGUUAACGCUACCACCAAGAGCAAGUCUGGUGCUGUUGGCAAGGGACCCCGAUACGCUGUGUACGACUUCGAAUACAGCCUUGCUAGCGGAGAAGGCUCGCGAAACAAAAUCACUUUCAUCGCGUGGUCCCCUGAUGAUGCUAACGUCAUGGCCAAGAUGGUGUACGCCUCGUCAAAGGAGGCGCUGAAGCGCUCUCUUAAUGGUAUUGCCACCGAACUACAGGCCAACGACCAGGACGAUAUCGAAUACGAUACAGUACUUAAGGUGGUCAGCAAGGGCUUGGCUGGUUAAGCGUAUUCAACCUCCGAAAACCUAGGAGCAACAAGAGAGGAAAGUUGCCGAGGAUUACUAGUUAAUGGGGCACUCGCGUGCCAAGGAUCCCACGAUGUCUACGAAACCGCAGGAUGGACAUAAAACCCCCCCUACCAUUUCACUAUGGAGUAGGGCCAGUUUAGUCGUUUUUUUCCUUUUAGAGGCAUGACAUGAAUUCUCCA